CCCUCAUUUACUUGCCAACUCCGGCUGCGGAGAUUUUCUUAUUACAAAUUCGAAGGGACCCAAAAACGUUCCUCGGUAAUUGGAGCCAAAAACAAGCCACCUCCAUGGCAAUCAAGCACUUCGCCUCUUUAUCUCUGGUCAUUCUGGCAUUGGCCACAACCCUCCUCGCCGGACAGGCUGAGGCUCGCGGCGGCUUAGGAGGUAACCUUUGCAGAAGAGCCGACUAUCCGGUCAUUUGCCGAUCAGCAGUGAAGAGGCUGAGUAAUCCAUAUGCCGCCAUGUCCUCAGCCAUUAGGCAAUUGAUUGAUGAGACCAACAAGGCCAAGAGGUUGGCUGCCAAGCUUGGAAGUUCCGGCGCUGGGGAUGUUUGCAGGGAAAGCUAUUCGGAUGCCAUUGGUAACCUACAGACGUGCUCGGUUAACUUGAGAAGGCAUGACAAGUCUGGCUUGAGGAUUAACCUCUCGGCUGCACUGUCGGCUUUCGGAGACUGCGACGACGCAUUAUCAGAUUAUGGAAGAUCUCCACUGAGCAAAACCAACCAAGCCCUCAAUAAGAUGGCUAGCAAUGGCUUGUAUUUGGCAACUCUAAUUCACUAGACAAAAGCCACGGACGGAGACAUGGAUCUAGCUAGGCGCGUUUGGUCCUUUGAUAUCAUGAUUCAUGCUAAUAUAUGUACACUUAAUUUGAUGAUCGAGGAAUCUAUUUCAUGUGGUUUUUGGCUAUUUUAAUGAAUACAUAUAUUAUGCGGGUGAAGAUGUUUGUAUGGAGGAGUCAAAUGCUUAAUUCUCGUGAUUUUCAGAUCGAUCAUGCAUGAAAUGAUGCACAAACUUUCUAUUCCAACAAUUUGUUUAUGAUUCUAUCAUGAUCAUUUUAUUGAAUGCAGAUAAAAUUCUCUUUAAAGAAAAUUUUACCUGCAUGGGCAUCGGAGUCUGGUGAAUAUUCAUCUUAGCUUAAUGUUCGAUAGCAUUUGAAGGCAUAUAUAUAAUUUUUUAUU
This is a messenger RNA of Juglans regia (Persian walnut), 994 nucleotides long. RefSeq names its product pectinesterase inhibitor-like. Gene Ontology annotation, molecular function: enzyme inhibitor activity. Lineage: Eukaryota; Viridiplantae; Streptophyta; Magnoliopsida; Fagales; Juglandaceae. The coding region runs from base 105 to 596 and encodes 163 amino acids. The record is from RefSeq and is a predicted model, not a curated record. The transcript has a single exon.